AUGACCACUGAGAAUAGCGGAUCCAAUGAAGAGGACUUUAAAUUUUUUGGUCUUGGUGGGUGCAAUGAAGUUGGAAGAUCAUGUCACAUCAUUGAAUAUAAAAACAAGGUCAUCAUGUUGGACGCGGGGAUGCAUCCCGCCUUGAGCGGACACGCAUCGUUCCCCUUCUUUGACGAGUACGAUCUUUCCAAGGUCGAUGUCUUGUUGAUCAGUCAUUUUCACGUGGACCACUCGGCGUCAUUGCCGUACGUGAUGCAGCAAUCAAACUUCCGAGGCAAGGUGUUUAUGACACACGCAACCAAGGCCAUCUACAGGUGGUUGAUGCAGGAUUUUGUCCGCGUCACGUCUAUCGGUAACGCCAAGAAUGAUGGAAGUGGCGGCGGCAGCAGCGAAGAAGGCGGGAACUUGUACACCGACGAUGACAUAUUCAAAUCCUUUGACCGUAUUGAAACCAUCGAUUAUCAUUCUACGAUGGAACUCAAUGGGAUACGGUUCACUGCAUACCACGCGGGACACGUGCUAGGAGCAUGUAUGUACUUUAUAGAGAUUGGAAGUUUGAAAGUUUUGUUUACAGGAGACUACUCAAGAGAAGAGAAUAGACAUUUGCAGGCUGCAGAAGUACCUCCCGUGAGGCCCGAUAUUUUAAUCACAGAGUCGACGUUUGGAACUGGUACACUAGAGCCGAAAGCAGAGCUCGAGAAGAAAUUGACAAGUCAUGUUCAUGCCACGAUUACAAGAGGCGGUAGAGUCCUCCUACCAGUUUUUGCUCUCGGUAACGCGCAAGAACUCUUGUUGAUAUUGGAAGAGUACUGGGAAAAGAACGAAGAUUUGCAAGGUGUCAGUGUUUACUACUGCUCUGAUUUAGCUAGAAAAUGUAUGGCCGUUUACGAAACGUAUACGGGAAUCAUGAAUGACAAGAUCCGGCUAUCAUCGACUGGCGAUUCCACUACUAAAUCCAACCCUUUCGAAUUCAAAUAUAUCAAAUCCAUCAAAAACUUGUCCAAGUUUUCCGACCUUGGACCUUCAGUGGUGGUGGCCACUCCAGGUAUGUUGCAAGCGGGAGUCUCGAGACAGUUGUUGGAGAAGUGGGCUCCCGAGCAAAAGAAUUUGGUCAUUUUGACAGGUUACUCUGUCGAAGGAACCAUGGCCAAGGACAUACUAAAAGAGCCGCAAGUGAUACCGUCUGCCAACAACCCGGACCUAAGCAUCCCCAGAAGAAUCGGUGUAGAGGAAAUAUCAUUUGCUGCGCAUGUUGACUUUCAGCAAAACUCCGAUUUUAUCGACAAGGUGUCGCCUUCAAAGAUUAUCUUGGUGCAUGGAGACUCUGUACCCAUGGGAAGACUAAAGUCGGCCUUGUUGAGCAAGUAUUCGUCGCGAAAGGGAACUGACAAGGAAGUCAAGGUGUAUAAUCCGAGAAACUGCGAAGAAUUGUGCAUUGCUUUUAAAGGUUUGAAAGUUGCAAAAGUCUUGGGUUCAUUGGCUGAAGAACAACUCCAACUUCUCAAAUCCGAAAUUGAGCAACUAGUUGACGACGCCGAGGAUGGUGGGAAAAUUACCGAGAUUAAACAUGAAGGGGACAUGGACGUGGAUUCAAAUCGUCCAAUCACCACUAUUAACACCACCACUACCACUACCACGUUCAAGCCGGGCCAGGCUGUUUCCGGUGUCUUGGUGUCCAAAGAUUUUGACCUCAAUCUCGUCCAAUUGCAGGAUUUGAGUGAAUUCACACAAUUGUCGACUUCGAUAAUCAAGUCGAAAAUCAACCUCAAAAUCAACGCCGAUAUUUCGUUGAUGGUGUGGCAUCUUGAGCAGAUGUUUGGAUAUGUCAACAUCCUCAAUGACGACGACGAGGAGUGGGAGUGCAUCAUCAUGGAUACUGUUGACAUCUUUAUUGAUAAAUCAAAAGGCCCCGGUUUAUUUAUCACGGUGGAGUGGAUCAACGACAACUUGAUGGCAGAUUCACUAGCCGACAGUAUAGUGGCCAUACUUUACUCCAUCGACUCCUCUCCUGCCUCCGUCCGAUUAACCUCACGGCCUCACAGCCAUUCCCAUAGCCACGUGAAAUCUGAGCCCGGAGUAGAUGAAGAGCGCCCGCAGCUUCGUCAUCAAGACAGCAUAGAGUCAAGAAUUGAAAAAAUCGCAUUGUUGUUGAAAUCUCAAUUUGGCGAUGCACUCGAAAACUUACCUGAAGAUAAGUCGACAAUUACAGUUGGCAAGAGUGUGGCAAAUGUAGACUACAGAAGUUUGCAAGUUGAGUGUGCUUCAAAGGUUUUGAAAGAUAGAGUUGAGAAUGUGAUCAAGAGGGGCUGCCUGCUUAGUGCUCCGUUGUCAAUGCCAGCAAAAUAG
Molecule: messenger RNA, 2346 nt
Organism: Lodderomyces beijingensis
Lineage: Eukaryota; Fungi; Ascomycota; Pichiomycetes; Serinales; Debaryomycetaceae
Source: the annotation of a GenBank genome assembly